This is a messenger RNA of Triticum dicoccoides, 727 nucleotides long. RefSeq lists its product as uncharacterized. The transcript has 5 exons. NCBI's taxonomy places the organism in Eukaryota, Viridiplantae, Streptophyta, Magnoliopsida, Poales, Poaceae. The record is from RefSeq and is a predicted model, not a curated record. Bases 1 to 567 code for a protein of 188 amino acids.
AUGAGCUCAGAGCAUGGUCGGGCCUUCGCCGCCGCCCGCCGCCCGCCCAUCCACGGCCAAGCCUCCGCCGCCGUUUGCCGCCUCCACGGCCGGGCCUCUGCCGCCUUCCGCCGCCCGCCCAUCCUCUGCCGCCUCCAGCCGGUACUCUUCUCCGCCGCCGCGAGCGUGAGCAGCCCCCCUCCGCCCCUGGCCGUUGCCCGUGUGCGUCCGCUACACGCUUCCCACGACACGCAAGGGGAUCUCUUUCUGCAACGAAUCCCUCACCAAUUUGAGUGUCGAGGACAGGCAUAUCCUUUCCCUGAAUAUGGCCUACGUACAGAGGUGAAAGCUUUAUCAAUUAAUAGGAAGUUUGUGAUUGGAUGGAUGCUCCCAACAACCAGUUCUUCCAAGGACAUCCCCGUGGCUCCGCGACACUCUUUCAGUUCAACAUGCCAUCUUGCAGACAUGGCUGUAUAUCUGUUUGUUUCAAGCAUCAGCGGCAUCCAUGGGCUUGACAACAAUCUGAAGCGAGUAAUUGGUGCUGCCCUUGGUAUUGGAGAAAACAUGAGGAGGAUAAAUAGUCAAUGACAGUUGCUGAACGACUUCAUUAGAGUUUAGCGUAAGCGUUCAUGGGGGCCAGAGAAACGGGAUUUGGGACUUCUGAAUAAUACUUUUAGUGACAUGUAACUUUUUUUUAAAUAUGUUUCCUUGUAACUAGACAUACUUGUGCUUUCACUUCGAAACUCAA